Messenger RNA from Hippocampus comes (tiger tail seahorse), 2312 nucleotides. RefSeq names its product protocadherin gamma-A11-like. NCBI's taxonomy places the organism in Eukaryota, Metazoa, Chordata, Actinopteri, Syngnathiformes, Syngnathidae. The record is from RefSeq and is a predicted model, not a curated record. The transcript has a single exon. Gene Ontology annotation, cellular component: plasma membrane. Gene Ontology annotation, molecular function: calcium ion binding. Gene Ontology annotation, biological process: homophilic cell-cell adhesion. The annotation marks the transcript as partial.
AAUAUCGCCAAGGAUUUGGGACUUGAUUUCAGCCAGUUAUCUGCUCGCAAGGCACGCAUUGAUCCCGAGGAUGACAACACACAGCUCUGUGGUAUCAACCUAAACACGGGUGACUUGCUUGUUCAGGAAAGGAUCGACAGAGAGGGACUUUGUGGUAAAAAGGCUUUGUGCGUCUUAAAACAAGAGCUUGUACUGGAAAACCCAAUCCAGCUGCAUCGUAUUAGUAUUCGUGUUGUCGACAUUAAUGAUAACGCUCCACAGUUUAAUGAAGACUCUCUCAAAAUAGAAAUUCGGGAAUCGGCAGACAAGGGAGAGCGCUUUCUUCUCAGAGAAGCACAUGAUGGAGACAUUGGAGAAAAUGCUGUUCAAAGCUACGCUUUGCAGCAAAAUGAUCAAUUUAAAUUACAUGUAAACACUAAAUCAGGUGGACGAAAGUAUUGUGAAUUGGUAUUAGACAAAGAAUUAGACAGAGAAGAUAAAAAGGACAUCAUGCUUUUGCUGACCGCCUAUGAUGGCGGCUCUCCUCAGAGAUCCGGCACUGUAGUCAUACACGUCACUGUGCUGGAUGCGAAUGAUAACGUACCAGUGUUUAGUCAGCCUGUCUAUAAAGCCAGUCUGCCUGAAAACUCUCCUCUUGACACUUUGGUGGUCACAGUGAGCGCAAGUGAUGCAGAUGAAGGAGUGAAUAGCGAAAUCUCAUAUGCGUUUGACCAUGCGUCUGAUGACAAUAUAAAUGUCUUUAGGUUACACCCCAAAACUGGAGAAGUGAGAGUGUCUGGUGUUGUUGAUUAUGAAAAAAUAACAUCACAUGAAAUGCAAAUAAGUGCCGUAGAUGGCCUUGGAUUAAUUUCGUAUUCUUCUUUAAUUAUUGAUGUGAUUGACACAAAUGAUAAUUACCCCGUCGUACAACUAAAAUCACUGUCAAAUUCAAUGGCAGAGAAUGUGUCACCUGGUACAGAGGUUGGCCUCGUUAAUGUACAGGACAGAGACUCAGAGCAGAAUGGACAGGUCCGUUGCUCCAUUCCACAAAAUGUACCCUUUAAAUUAGUUCCUUCGAUUAAAAACUAUUAUUCUUUAGUGACAACUGGACAACUUGACCGCGAACUUGUGUCUGAGUACAACAUUACCAUCAGUGCCACUGACGAGGGCUCUCCUCCUUUGUCCACCUCGAAAAGUAUUCACUUGACUGUAGCGGACAUCAACGACAACCCACCCGUGUUUGAGGAACAGUCCUACAGCGCAUAUGUGAGUGAAAACAACAAAGCUGGCUCCACUUUAUGCUCUGUAAGUGCCCGAGACCCCGACUGGAGACAGAACGGCACCGUGAUUUAUUCUCUGUUACCUUCUGAGGUGAACGGUGCUCCGGCGUCCUCUUACGUUUCUGUUAACGGAGACACAGGGGUGAUCCACGCUGUCAGGUCGUUUGAUUACGAACACUUGAGGAGUUUUCAAGUCCACGUCAUGGCCCGAGACAACGGUUCUCCUCCACUGAGCAGCAACGUGAGUGUCAGCGUGUUCAUAUCGGACGUAAACGACAACUCUCCUCAGAUUUUGUACCCCGCCCCGGAGGGCAACUCCUUCAUGACCGAGCUGGUCCCCAAAGCUGCACACGGAGGCUCUGUGGUGUCCAAAGUGAUCGCGGUGGAUGCCGACUCGGGACAGAACGCCUGGCUGUCCUAUCAUAUUGUCAAGUCCACAGACCCGGGACUUUUCACCAUUGGUCUCCACAGUGGCGAGAUCAGGACCCAGCGGGACAUUUCGGAGUCUGACAGCAUGAAACAGAACCUGAUUGUGGCCGUGAAAGAUAACGGACAGCCCCCUCUCUCUGCCACCUGCUCCAUGUAUUUACUUAUUUCGGACAACUUGGCCGAGGUACCGGAACUGAAGGACAUUUCUUAUGACGACAAGAAUUCCAAGCUGACCUCUUACCUGAUCAUCGCUCUGGUGUCCGUGUCCACCUUCUUCCUGACCUUCAUCAUCAUUGUCCUGGGUGUGAGGUUUUGUCGCAGGAGAAAGCCCAGACUGUUGUUUGAUGGAGCAGUUGCCAUUCCGGGCGCUUAUCUGCCUCCUAAUUACGCAGAUGUUGACGGCACAGGAACUUUACGCAGCACCUACAACGAUGACGCCUACUUGACAACAGGCUCCAGAACCAGUGACUUUAAGUUUGUGUCUUCCUACAAUGACAACACGCUACCUGCUGGCCAGACUCUGAGGAAAAGUCCGAGUGACUUUGAUGAGAUGUUUGGUGAUGCUGAAGGUUCUACUGAGGUAUGAGCAAGACUCACACUUUGUUGUUCUUUCAAUUCAACUUU